AUGUAUUUUAAAAUCUUUUUGCCUUCUUCACAUGGACCCGGUCGUGCUCCAUUGCUCAAGUAUGGAGAUGACCACAAAUUGUGGGAUCUUAAGUUGCGACUUGCUCAGAUAACUCAAGUGCCAGUUGACAAACUGAAUGCCUACUUCAAAGGGAACUUGUUGGGAGACGACUUUUUGCUCUCUACCGUCUCGCGAGAACUCAGCAAGACAGGAUUUACACUUGAGAGUGAUCGUCGCGACUCGGAUAUCAAAGUUUAUUUCGGAGAUAAGAUGAUGUGCAGCUUAAGGUGCUUUGCGGAGCUAGCCUGUGGACCGCCCCAAAUCUGCAUAUCGCAUAGUUUUGAUCUGGCAGAGCAGACUAACAGCAGAGACGAGUGCCAGGACAAGUUCUUCGCAACUUUAAAAGGUUCUGGGAGCUUUAGUACUUGUGCUUUGCGAUCUAGUGGUGGACUGAAUGAUAGUCUGCCGAGUACUCACGGCAGUUCGUUCAUGGUAAACGAUUCCGAAUUAGACAAUUCUGAUCAGAGCAGUUGUAACGAUCCUUGUGAAGUAAAAUGUUGCGAUGAAAUCAGGGAUUCUGAACCACCCUACUCAAUUGUCUUGCCAGAGGAUCGGAGAUUCGGAGUUAUAAUUGUCAACGACAAUGAUCCAGGAGACUGCAACUUCGAUUGCCUCAUGAAGUUCUUGGUGCAACAAUUUGAGAAUUGCGAAUACGCAGAUAGCCUAAAAUUUUCGGAAUGUACGCCAGCAGUCGGCUUCGAUUGCUCCUUAAUGAUUGUAAGCCGCGAUUUAGAUACUCAGAACUGGACUCUGCAAGCCAUGAGCACCAUGUGCCCGCCCUACAGGUGUUCGACAUUUAUUAAGCAUUUCCAGUUAGUGCGAUGCUCUUUCGUAUUGCCAAUGGUUGUAAAAGAGUCGUUAUGUCGAAUAUUCAGCGUUUUCGAAUGCCAAAACUCCGGCCUAAGCACUUCAAAGUGGUGUGUUGUUAGCAAAAACAAGUUAAGUUCUUGUAGCCCGGAUUAUGCCUCAAAAGUGGUAUAUAACGACAUAACUAACAUGGAAAUUACCGUCUAUAUAGACAAGGAGUCGAAGGAAUAUGUUAAUCAACAUUGCAAUCAGAUCAAGUACAUGCUAUGGCAUCUUAUUUUUGACUGUUGCCAUCUGGACGAGUGCAUAAAGGAAUGA
Molecule: messenger RNA, 1185 nt
Organism: Drosophila ananassae
Lineage: Eukaryota; Metazoa; Arthropoda; Insecta; Diptera; Drosophilidae
Exons: 1
Coding region: 1-1185 (394 amino acids)
Source: RefSeq, a predicted model, not a curated record